This is a messenger RNA of Lepus europaeus (European hare), 588 nucleotides long. RefSeq names its product RD3 regulator of GUCY2D (gene RD3). NCBI's taxonomy places the organism in Eukaryota, Metazoa, Chordata, Mammalia, Lagomorpha, Leporidae. Bases 1 to 588 code for a protein of 195 amino acids. The transcript is spliced from 2 exons. The record is from RefSeq and is a predicted model, not a curated record.
AUGUCCCUCCUCGCGUGGCUGCGGUGGAGCGAGGCCCCGCCCCGGCUGUCGGCCCGGAGCCCGGCGGAGAUGGUGCUGGAGACGCUCAUGAUGGAGCUGGCGGGGCAGAUGCGCGAGGCCGAGAGGCAGCAGCGCGAGCGCAGCCACACGGAGCGCAAGAUCUGCACGGGCGUGGACUACAGUUGGCUGGCCAGCGCGCCGCGGCCCUCCUACGACCUCAGCCCCGGUGAGCGGCUGCAGCUGGAGGACGUCUGCUCCAAGAUCCACCCGUCCUACUGCGGGCCUGCCAUCCUCAGGUUCCGGCAGCUGCUGGCCGAGCAGGAGCCAGAGGUGCAGGAGGUGGCCCGGCUCUUCCGCGCGGUGCUGCAGGAGGUCCUGGAGAGGAUGAAGCAGGAGGAGGAGACCCACAAGCUGACGCGCCAGUGGAGCCUGCGGCCCCGCGGCGGCCUGGCCAGCUUCAAGACCCGCGCGCGCAUCGCCCCCUUCGCCAGCGACAUCCGCACCAUCUCCGAGGACGUGGAGCGCGACGCGCCGCCGCCGCCCCGCACCUGGAGCCUGCCGGAGUUCCGGGCGCCCAAGACCGACUGA